Penicillium brasilianum is the source of this 801-nucleotide messenger RNA. Lineage: Eukaryota; Fungi; Ascomycota; Eurotiomycetes; Eurotiales; Aspergillaceae. The record is from the annotation of a GenBank genome assembly.
UUUUCAACUGUCUCUCCCGGUUGUCAUACAGCCAACUUCGGCCGGUUCAUACCCCUACGUCAAUGAUGCAGACUCCCCGCUUAGAACUGGUUCGACUUGAAGCACACCAUGUGCCUGACUACCACGCCAUUUGGUCAGAUCCCAUCGCGACUCGGUGGAGCCCUCACGGUCGCUGCGAAACCGUUGAAGCCAGCGAGAAAUGGAUGGCAGAGCUACUGCUUGACGUGAACCCCCUGGGAGAAAAUUAUGCGGUCCUACUUCGAUCCGAAAUCAGUUCGAGUAAUGGCCAUCCAGGCGAUUCUGCAAGCGAAACAGUGCUUCGGCCAGGUGGCUUUCUUGGAUGGGUGGGAACUUGGAGGUCAGAACCCAUCCCAGAGGUUGGCUUCAUUUUUAAUCGAUCGGCAUGGGGCUUUGGUUUUGCGACGGAAGCGUUGAAUGCUUUUGUCCAAUUAUACUGGCAAGCUAAGCCACAGUUUGACAUCCUGGAGGCAUACUGCGACGCCGAGAAUGAGGCUUCCGUCAAAGUCUUGCGGAAAUGUGGCUUCACAUUCGAGGAACAUAUCGCGGGUGAUUACGUUCUGCCUUGGAUGGAGCCGUCUCUUCGAAGUAGCCUUCGAUUCCGUGCGACUAGGCCGUCAGUUAAGACCUCAUCAUUUGAAUCCACGAAGCUCUUCACAGAACGUGGGUAAACCGAAGCUUCCUUGACUCAUGCCCUUGAUCAACCACUCCUUCAUCACGCCAGCCAACGCACCGGGACCUCCCGCGGCGUUCCAUAGCUCGCACCGAGGAUGGUGGCUUGAC